CUCAAAUCAAAACAUACUCUUGGGAUAAUGCCCAAGUUAUCUUGGUUGGGAACAAAUGUGACAUGGAAGAUGAGCGGGUCAUCUCAACUGAGAGAGGCCAGCAUUUAGGAGAACAGCUUGGGUUUGAGUUUUUUGAAACAAGUGCCAAGGAUAACAUUAAUGUCAAGCAAACAUUUGAGCGCCUUGUGGAUAUCAUCUGUGACAAAAUGUCAGAGAGCUUGGAGACCGACCCAGCCAUCACUGCCGCUAAGCAGAGUACAAGACUCAAGGAAACCCCUCCUCCACAACAGCCCAACUGUGGCUGUUAAUGGCACCCCAUCCACAGAGGCAACACCUGGGGGCUCUAGUUGCCAAGAAACAGCAUUUAUAAAUGGUCUAUUAUCCUUUACUUAUACUGCCUGAUAAUUAUUUGAAGGAAGUCUUUGAUGUCUAUGGCCCAUACAUGCAUUCAAAUCUUGGGAGAUUUCCUGUGUUACUAUGUGGCACAUAUGUGAUCUUAUAUUUGUAAGGACUACCCAUCUAUAAACAUCUGGUACUUGCAUGUGACUU
Messenger RNA from Castor canadensis (American beaver), 549 nucleotides. Lineage: Eukaryota; Metazoa; Chordata; Mammalia; Rodentia; Castoridae. The record is from RefSeq and is a predicted model, not a curated record.